This is a messenger RNA of Styela clava, 834 nucleotides long. The record is from RefSeq and is a predicted model, not a curated record. Lineage: Eukaryota; Metazoa; Chordata; Ascidiacea; Stolidobranchia; Styelidae.
AUGGCUAAUUUUAAAAAAUCUGCAAAAAUCACCCACUCAUUGAAUGUACUUACAUCAUUCAAUGAACUAAAACAAUCUGACUGCAUUUGUAACUCCACAAUCAAAGUUGGUGACAAAUCUUUCAAAGUCCAUCGAGAUCUGCUUGCCGCAGUAUCAAAGUACUUCAAAGGCAUGUUUUCAAGUAACAUGGUUGAGGCUCGCGAUGGUUUUGUCAUUAUGAAAGACAUCUGUGCUGAUGCUGUAGGGCAGUGUGUAGAUUUCAUGUAUACUGGUGAAGCAAAUCCAUCCAUGGAAUCUGUUGAAAAUACUUUGUAUGCUUCCCACUUAAUGCAGCUUGAUGUAUUAUCAGGUAUAUGCUUCAAUUUUAUGGAAAAUAAUCUGUCAGUGCAGCAUUGCCUCCUAGUGGUCAGGAUGGCAAGACUUUAUGAUCGUACAGAGCUACAAAUCAUUGCUGAGCGAUUUAUUGUGGAUAAUUUUGAGUCUUUGAUUUUGGGUGAAGAUUUUCUACAUUUCAGUAAAGAAAAUCUUGUAUUUUAUCUGCAAAAGUUGAAUAAAAAACAUGAAGUAGUUUGGCAUGCUGUGAGAAGAUGGAUUCUAAACAAAGGUGAAAAGAUUGGAUCAGAACUGAUGGGGACUUUGCAUUUUGGAGAGUUUCCUUAUAACUUUCUGUUCACUGAUCUGCCAAAUGAUUCUUUGGUAAAAACCUCUCCAGAAGCAAAAAGUUUUGUCAUCAAAAAAUUGCUUUUGAAUAUCGAUGGGUUGAGAGAAAAUUUGUCUCUAAUCGUCUUGAAAACAAAGUUGACUCAGAUAAUGUCUUAUGGCUCAGAGUUUUGA